AUGACCGAAUCAAAUUCGUUGCUUACGCCAAAGUCAUCUGGACCUGGAAAACGGUCGUCGUUGGCACCAAAUUUAAUUAUGGCCAUCUUCGUAACGUGUCUGGGCCCCGUUCAAUUUGGAUAUCAUAUUGCCGAACUUAAUGCCCCACAAAAGACUAUGAUUUGCUCAUCUCAAAUAUCCUCUACAAAUUCAAGCUUCAUUUUCCAAAAAUAUGGGUUAGACACGUGUAUCCGGAUGACUGACCAACAACUGGGUGCUAUUACUGCUUCGUUCUCCAUCGGUGGUCUUGUAGGCUCUUUUGUAGCAGGUAAACUAGCUGAAAAAUAUGGAAGAAAAUAUGUCAGUGUCGUGAAUUGUUUGAUUGCAUUUUUAGGGUCUUUUAUCAUGUUCUUUUCCAAUAGUGUUUUGCCCAUGAUUUUGGGGAGAACAAUUGUCGGUAUUGCCGCUGGUGUUUCCGUUGUCGUGACUAGUUUAUUUAUUAAUGAUGUUGCCCCUGUCGAUUGGAGAGGAUCUUUGGGGACCAUGAAUCAAUUGAGUAUUAAUUUGGGAAUUCUUUUAACACAAUUUGCUGGAUUGAAAUUUGUUCGUAAUGAAGAUGAUGGGAAAUGGAGAUGGGUUAUGUUUAUUGGAAUGGUUUUGGCUAUCCUGAAUUUGGUACUUUGGAUUAGAGUUGCAGAAUCUCCAAGAUGGCUCUUGGCUCAAGGUGAUGUUAUUGGAGCUGAGAAGGCUUUAUUCCUCUUACGUAUUGGAUCGUAUCAAGAUGUUAAACAAGAGGUACAGACGUGGAAGAAUGAAAACAAUAAUAGUUCCAAUAAUGACACCGAGGCUAAUCAGUCAACACGGGACAUAUCAUUGAAAGAGUAUUUCAAAGAAUCUCAAUUCAAGAAGGCACGUACUGCAAUAACGGCAAUACUAGUGGGUCAACAAUUCUGCGGGAUUAAUUCUAUCAUAUUUUAUGGUGUGAAAGUGAUAAGCCAAUUGUUGCCGCAACAUGCAGUUUUAAUCAAUUUAGGGAUCUCGCUAUUGAAUGUUAUCUUUACAUUUGUUUCUUCUACUAUAAUUGAUAAAUUUGGUAGAAAGCCAUUAUUAAUUACCUCGACCUCCAUUAUGGCCUUCUCAUCCUUUAUUAUCAGUAUUUCCAUAGUAGGCAAAUUUCCUAUAAUUUUGGUUUCAUCGACGUAUCUUUACAUCGUUGCAUUUGCACUUGGUGUCGGACCCAUUCCCUUUUUAAUCAUUGGAGAACUAUCUAAUAAGGAUGAUAAGGCCGUGGCACAAAGUUAUGGGACAGUUUGUAAUUGGAUUGCAACUUUCGUAGUUGGAUACACCUUCGCUGUGUUAAGCAACUGGUUCUCGGGCUAUGUUUAUAUGCUAUUUGCAGCCUUUGCCCUUUGGUUUGCAUUUUACAUCAAGAGACAUAUCCCUGAGACCAAGGGGAAAGUGGAUUACAGAGACGUUUGGUCUGGAUAUUAG
This is a messenger RNA of Naumovozyma castellii, 1470 nucleotides long. RefSeq names its product Vvs1p (gene VVS1). NCBI's taxonomy places the organism in Eukaryota, Fungi, Ascomycota, Saccharomycetes, Saccharomycetales, Saccharomycetaceae. Bases 1 to 1470 code for a protein of 489 amino acids. The transcript has a single exon. The record is from RefSeq and is a predicted model, not a curated record.